Molecule: messenger RNA, 2891 nt
Organism: Rhipicephalus microplus (southern cattle tick)
Lineage: Eukaryota; Metazoa; Arthropoda; Arachnida; Ixodida; Ixodidae
Source: RefSeq, a predicted model, not a curated record
UUCAGGCUGCAUUACAAGGAACAAGAUGCAAUGCACGACAGUUCUUACGGCCGCCAUAUUAUGUACAGUGGCAAGCGGUCAAGAAUAUGCUGGAUCUGCACAGUGCGGCUGUCUCGAAGUACCGGCUACCAGCACUAGACGGAGAGACAAAUUUUGCAGACCCCACCUGACAGACCCAGCCGAACGACGCAGAUACCGCAGUUGUGUCUGCAGGCUAGGACUUGUACGGAAUUCUUGGGGCGACUGCAUCACCAGACAAGAAUGUACGAGCUGCAAGUGCUUCCCCGACAGAGACUUCAACGUAUGUGGCCGGGAGUGCCCAUUGGUGUGCAACGAGCCUAUGAGCAGAUCAUGCUCAAAAUCAUGCGCAUUUGGGUGCGACUGCGUGUCUGGUUUUGUUCGGAGCUCCGGACAUAGGGGUCGCUGUGUCAAGGCAACGAAGUGCGGCUUCUCAUGCCCGCAGUUUUCAACCUUCCAGUUUUGUAGUUCCACCUGUAGGCCCAAGUGUGGCAGACGUCCAAGAAGGUCUUGCGUCACACGUUGUACAAGGGGUGACUGUGUCUGUAAUCAGGGUUACGCCGAAGUUGAGCACAAUGGCGAGACUAUCUGCGUGCCACAAGGGCAGUGCUCCCAAUAUGUGCAGUUGGCGCCACCGAUGACCCCUGGGGGUCACGGAAACAUGACCUCUGGUGGAGCUGUAUUUGUGCCGGGUACACCAACAAUGCCAGUGAACUCAGGAGUUAUUACGGGAGGAUCUGGUGGCAUACCAGUACCAGGUUCAGUUGGUAUUAAUGGUAACGUAGGUAGUGGAGUAUUUGUUCCGGCAGCACCGUCUACACCAGUAAUCCCAGGAGUUGUUACGGGAGGCGCUUCUGGCCCACCGCUACCAGGUUCAGUUGGCAAUAAUGGUUUUCUAAGUGCUGGAGGUAGCUCUGGCGGAAUAGUAUCGAUCCCGGGAGCACCAUCUACUCCAGUAAACACAGGAUUUGUUAUGGGAGGUGCUGCUGGUACACCAGUACCAGGUUCAGUUGGCAAUAAUGGAGCGUCACCAACCUCGAAUGUGCCUAGUGGAGGAACAGGCAGUGUAGGCCCAUCUGCAGGAGGAGGAUAUCAACCGGGAUUAUUUGGCAGUGGCGGCUUAUCACAUACUUUAGGCGGUGCUGGCGUGGGUACAUAUUCACCCGGAGGAGUAGCUAGUCGACUACCGGGAUCAAUAGACGCUCAAGGUCAACCAUCACGUGGUACUAGUGGAGUUGGCACCGUUGGCGGGGGUAUAUCUGUGGGCAACAAAAGACCUAACAUCGCUAUUGAAUCUGGUGAGAACACUGGUGUUGAUGCUGCGGGCAUUCCUAUAGCUGAAGGGGAAAUUCGACCAGGAGGUGGUGCGACAGCUGCUGGAAGGAUUCCGCCAAACGAGCAAAAUGGGAAUUCAGGAACAGGCGUGGUUGUCAUCGGGCUACUCCCCGGUAAGAUACCGCCGCAACAUAUUGCAAAUACUGGUGUAAAUAAUGUGGGAAUAAGUGGAGGGAAUAUUGGUCAUGGCGGGGUUGACUCAUUGAGGCCUACUACACCCGGAAUAAAUAUCGAAAAAACACGCCCGUCUGGAACAGUAACGUCAGCGUCAGGUAGUCUAUCGGUAGGCACAACAGGUAUACCCAUAAUAAAUAUCCCUGCAUCUGGAAAUCCGAGCAAGCCUGUUAUAGCCAGCCCCUCCCCGCCACCUAAUCUGACCAGUCCUGUCUACUCAGGCACCACCGUAUCUGUUGUAACUCCUGCGGGAACAGUUAGUGUGAGCAAAGUACCCUCAGUCGCCUCAGUAGAAGCAGGUACAGUAAGUAAUGGCUUGAAUGGCAAUGUAGCAGUUUCCGCGGCCAUUCCAAGUGCGAAUUCGGCGACAACUGGAAGUACGUUACAGCCUGUGGGGACAACUACACUGACUGGGACCUCACUUGGUAAUAAUGUACUUGGGGUAAUAGGCAAUGGUAAACCAAACGCGCCUUCACUGGCACCUGCAGGACCAAGUGGCACUAUUAUUAUUGCACUCCCCGCAGGAACUCCCAGCUUAACCAGCCUCACAGGUGUGAGCCCACAAUCAUCAGGUAUGGGUUCACCUGGUGUUAACUCAGGUAUUCCCUCUGGUACAAGUAGCGCAGUGUCUACUGGAAUAGCAGCAACUGGAGGAAUCACAAAUGGUAUGCCAAUCGUUGGAGUACCUACAACAGGUAUGGUCACGGGGACUUCGGUAGGCGAUAAAACAGCUUCAAUGUCUUCUGUGGGGACAACGUUGGGGACUAUAUCUGGAGGCGUAAAUGGAGCAAAUAGUUUUGGCCCGAAUACGCGUAGCGGAGCCUCUAUUACUACUCAGCCAGCUGCCCUUACCUUGCCUGUAUCUGCGGGUAUUGCGACAGCUGGUACUGCAGCAGUCAUAGGUGGUGCGUUGGGCGGACCUGCAGCCAUUCCCAUGACAGUUGCCACAAUGCGUGCUACUGGAACCAUGGCUAAUAAUAGCGCAGCUCAGUAAUGCUACAAGAUGCGGUUCCCAUAAACAUUCCCAUUUAGUACACGGUAGAACUACCGUUGCAGGUGUGUAGGCCUCAUGCAGUUUCUUCUAAUAAGUUUUACUUUACUUCCUGUUAUAAUAAUUCCGUAUUCCAUAGCGACUUUCAUCAUUUCACUUCAAUACGACUAAUAAAGAAGCAUUCACGGGAAAGCACGAGAUAUUAAAAGGAGAAAGUUCUCUUUAGCUGCCUGAUCCGCUAUUUGGUGUUGUCAACCUCGAUGUGGUCCAUUAAAAUUAACUUUGUCUUAUUUAUUGUUUCAUACUUGCAUGCAGAGUAUUCAGGAUGGGUUGAUGAGCAAGCAUAUAAGUUUCAAUAAAGUGACUGAAAUGA